This is a messenger RNA of Rubroshorea leprosula, 2526 nucleotides long. Lineage: Eukaryota; Viridiplantae; Streptophyta; Magnoliopsida; Malvales; Dipterocarpaceae. The record is from the annotation of a GenBank genome assembly.
CUUGCAGACGGCCCUUUCUUCUCGAAUCUUCUACGGUCGAGGUAGGCUCAAAAGUAGCCGCCUUUCAUCGUCUCUCUGGGUUUCACCCUAAAUUUUAGGGUUUUGUUCUUGAUUAAAUGAAGCAAACUUAAGUUGGGGUUUACAGGAAAAGGGAAAUUUUGUGAAUGGCGAAGGAUCAAUCUCUCUGUGUGAAGGAUGCUGUUCAUAAGCUCCAACUUGCUCUCCUGGAUGGAAUCGAAAACGAGAAGCAACUAUUCGCAGCUGGGUCUUUGAUAUCUCGUAGCGACUAUGAAGAUGUUGUGACGGAGAGGUCAAUCGUUAACCUGUGCGGUUACCCCCUCUGUUCCAAUUCUUUGCCCUCCGAACGCCCUCGAAAGGGUCGGUAUCGCAUCUCUCUCAAGGAGCACAAGGUCUAUGAUUUGAACGAAACAUACUUGUUUUGCUCUACUGGGUGUGUUGUGAAUAGCAGAACUUUUGCCGGGACUUUGCAAGAAGAAAGAUGUUCAGUCUUGAAUCCUUCUAAGCUUAAUGAAAUUCUGAGGCUGUUUGAGGGUCUGAUUUCGGAUGGUUUGGGGAAGAAUGGAGAUUUAGGCUUGUCAAAUUUGAAGAUUCAGGAGAAUGUGGAAACAAAAGCUGGGGACGUGACUCUGGAGCAAUGGAUGGGUCCUUCAAAUGCUAUUGAAGGAUAUGUUCCGCAAAGGGAGAGAGUUUCCAAAAUUUCAUCUUCCAAAAAUCAGAGAAAAGAAGGUUCUAGUGCUAAUAGUACAAAGACAAGUAUUAAGAAUGAAGAUUUCUUUCUUAAUGAGAUGGACUUCACAAGCACUAUAAUGAUGAAGGAUGAAUAUACCAUUUCGAAAACAGAUUCAGGUUCAAAAGAGAGUGUUUCCAGUGCAAACUCUAAGGAAUCAGGAGAAAAAGGAGUUCUUGAAGAGUUUGAGGAUCAAUGUGCAAUAUCAGGAUCGUCAUCUUCUUCCAGGAAAAAAGGUUCUGACAAGAAAUCUAAAGAAUCUAAAGGAAAAAUUAAAGUGAUCCCUAAAGGUGAACCUAAGGUUGCAGAGGUGCCUUCAACUUCAAAUGCUUACCAGAAUGGGUCUUAUAUGGGAACUUCUGAAGCAGUGAAAGAACUACGUGCUGAGAAAGAAGCCAUAUCUUCUGAGACCAUGCCUAAACCUUCUCUUAAAUCUUCAAAUGCAAAAAAGAAUAACCGUUCUGUAACUUGGGCUGAUGAUAGUACUGCAUGUGGUAAUCUUUGUGAGGUUAAAGAAAUGGAAACAACCGAGGGAAGUUCUCGAUUUUGUGAUAAUAGUGUGAUAGAUGAUGGCAACAGUGAUAUGUUACGUUUUGAGUCUGCAGAAGCUUGUGCAUUGGCACUGAGGCAGGCUGCAGAGGCUGUGACAUUUGGGAAUUCUGAUGCCACUGAUGCCGCAUCUGAAGCUGGAGUUAUUAUAUUGCCACAUCCAGAUGAAAAUGAUGUUAACAAUGAUGAGUCUACUGAGGGUACCAAUCUGCUUGAACCAGAACCAGAACCAGAACCAGAACCAGAAAUUACACCUUUGAAGUGGCCUAAAAAGCCUGGGAUUCCAGAUUCUGAUAUGUUUGACCCUGAGGAUUCAUGGUUUGAUGUUCCACCAGAAGGUUUUAGUUUGACUUUGUCCACCUUUGCCACAAUGUGGAAUGCACUAUUUGAAUGGAUAACUUCAUCAUCGUUGGCCUAUAUAUAUGGGAGAGAAGAAAGUUCCCAUGAUGAGUAUAUGGCAGUAAAUGGGAGGGAGUAUGCUCGGAAGAUUGUCCUAAAGGAUGGUCGCUCUUCUGAAAUAAAGGAAACCCUUGCUGGUUGUGUUGCUCGAGCUUUACCUGGAAUUAUUGCCGAACUCAGGCUGCCAAUACCUGUGUCUACACUGGAGCAAGCAAUUGCACGCCUGCUAGAUACAAUGUCUUUCAUUGAAGCACUUCCAGCAUUCAGGACAAAACAGUGGCAAGUGAUUGUUCUUCUGUUUAUUGAUGCUCUAUCUGUAUGUAGAAUUCCUGCACUUACUCCGCACAUGACAAACAGGAUGAUGCUUCUUCACAAGGUAUUGGAUGGUGCGCAGAUAAGUAUGGAAGAGUAUGAGGUUAUGAAGGAUCUCAUAAUACCUCUUGGCCGAGCACCUCAUUUCUCAGCUCAGAGUGGGGGUUGAUUUCAGAUCAGUAGUCAGUACUUUUCCUCCCGACUAGUGAUGCGGUAUUUGGAAAACAGACAUCAGUCCCUUACUUUCUUCAAGACUUCUUUUGGAAAUUGUUGAAAAUAUACGUGAAGAUACUAACAAACAAGUAAACACUGAUGUCCAUCACCUGUGAUCGCCUUUUUGUUUUUUUUUUUUUGUAUUUUACUAUAUUUUCAUGUGAACUGUGAUGCAAAAACUUGGCACUUGACUUAUGCAAAAGGGCUCUUCUUCUGGAUAUGUUCCUUCCUUACUCUUUAGUAGAUGGUGCUUUUUUUUUUUCUUCUUCUUCUUCUUCUUUUGGCCAUAAAACGAUGCUCUUGUU